AUGGGAGUCUCGAAUUCCACGGAAAGAGACUACACGCACCGCACCGCACGAGGCUCCUUGAUCGGCAUUGAGGUCGUAGAUAUCCACACCAAGCAGCCAAUAUAUCGACGCUUCACUCGAAUUCGAUAUGCUUUCCCGCCACGAGGUGACAGAAGAUGGCGGAAACCGGAGCCUCUGCCACCAGAUUGGAUCUUCAGCAACGGCAACAACAACCCACGAGACUAUAGCAAGUUUGGCGCUAUAUGUCCGCAGACUGGAAUCGACGACGCGGUGCGCCCGGAGAAGUGGGCGGAAGGCGAGUCCAACGAGAUGGAUGAAGACUGUCUCUUCCUGAAUGUCUGGACUCCCCCCGGUGGUGAAGGACCGAGGGGCGGCUGGCCCGUACAGUUCGACGUGCCCGGAAGUGGCUUCCAACGCGGCAGUGGAAUGCAACACACGUUUCUGGAUCCGGUAGAUAUCUUUCGAGAGAACCGAGCGAACCCUCGCAUCGUCGUCUCGCCGAAUUUCCGCUGUGGUGUCCUUGGUUUCCUGGCGAGCGAGGAGCUACGAAUCGACAGUGAGGAUUCCAAGAGCGAUCCAUACGCAGCGUCCGGGAACUACGGGCUAUGGGACAUCCGCAUGGCCAUCGAAUGGACGUUCAACAAUGUCUUUCUGUUUGGCGGGAAUCCGUACAAUAUAUGCGUGGGUGGAGAUGGGCGGACGACGGCUUUCCAGCUCCAUUUCGAUGCCUUCCAUCCGUCUGGCAGAAGCAUCAUUCGCCGGGCAUUCUUAUUCAGCGGCGCGGUGUGUGUCCAGCCUGCGGUUGCGCAGUCAACGAAGCCACGAGCGCAGUUUGCGGAGCUCUGUGAUCACCUGAACAUCGACAACGACACGCUUCCUUCGAAAUACACCGUACGACUGCUGCGCGGCGUCUCUGCCGAAAAGCUCAUGAGCGUGGUGCAGAAGAUGGACACCACGUUCGAUCCCAUCACCGAUGGCCAGGAUGGUUUCAUCCCGACUGAUUUCAUGCAAUCGAUCUGGAGCGGAGCUCUCGGGCGGCGCCUGAAGGAGCGAACUAUACAGGUGCUCAUCGGUGACCCGAGCGGCGAAAGAUGUGUCUAUGAGAGGUUGAUGCGCAAAAGAGAAGAGGGCAUAAUACAGGGCUUCCCACGGAUUGUGCAGAAUCGACAAGCUCUCAUCACCAGCCUGAGCGCGUACUAUCCCGAGACGGUGGUCAACGCCCUGGUGGCCAAGUAUUCGAUCGAGAACAAGGACUGGAGCAACAUCCAUUGCGACAUCAUGGCCGACGUCGAAUGCCAUGCAGCGGUUCGAGGCUUCGCGCAUGGACUUGCAAAAGGCGGUAUGACGGCCCAAGACGUCCUUCGCUACCAUAUUGCCUGGAAAUGCAAGGCUCUCGACCAAUACAUCGAUCCAGGGACGGGGGUAUGCCAUGCGAUGGAUGUCCCAAUCUGGUGGCAUUCGGGCUGGAGAGCGGGCUUUUCCGAGCGCGACAAGCAGGACGUGCUCAACUUCACCGAGCCCUUUGCAAGAUUCUUGCGCGGCGACAUCAGCGCGAGAUCCGGGUGGGGAACCGAUGUCGAGGCUGAUGUCCGCCUGCUCUGCCCCGACGGAGCAGUCAUCGUUGGCAAAGAUCCGCUGUGGAAGAGCAAGCUCGAGGUCUGGAAUGUGGUGCAGAACGCGCAGAGAUCUCGCCAUGUCCGAGGAGGCAGUGCUGGCAGUACCAAGACAUUGCCCACAAUGUCUACCAUGUAUGAAUUGGCGUGA
Molecule: messenger RNA, 1764 nt
Organism: Lecanosticta acicola
Lineage: Eukaryota; Fungi; Ascomycota; Dothideomycetes; Mycosphaerellales; Mycosphaerellaceae
Source: the annotation of a GenBank genome assembly